AUGGCUAGACAAGGGAAGCUCCCUCCUCUCAUUGGACGUGAUGAUGAGAUCAAGCGUUGCAUCCAGAUACUAUGCAGGAUGACAAAAAGUAAUCCUGUUAUCAUUGGUGAACCUGGUGUUGGUAAAACUGCCAUUGCAGAAGGGUUGGCUCAGAGAAUUGUAAGAGGAGAUGUCCCUGAACCUCUUUUGAAUCGGAAGGUUGCUCUAUGUCUUUCUUUUUGA
This is a messenger RNA of Eruca vesicaria subsp. sativa (arugula), 222 nucleotides long. The record is from the annotation of a GenBank genome assembly. Lineage: Eukaryota; Viridiplantae; Streptophyta; Magnoliopsida; Brassicales; Brassicaceae.